Messenger RNA from Psilocybe cubensis, 3363 nucleotides. RefSeq lists its product as uncharacterized. NCBI's taxonomy places the organism in Eukaryota, Fungi, Basidiomycota, Agaricomycetes, Agaricales, Agrocybaceae. The transcript is spliced from 10 exons. The record is from RefSeq and is a predicted model, not a curated record. Bases 1 to 3363 code for a protein of 1120 amino acids.
AUGUCCACCGCCAACAGCAAUACCAAUACCCACAGCAAACUCAGAAAACCACCACCCUCCCCUACCUCUCCCACCUCAUCUCCCACCGACUCCAAAAACCCUGUCAAAACUAAACCCAGAUCUAAAAACCCACUCGCACAAAUCCAGUGGCUCUUCAGAAGCAACAUCCCGCACAAACGCGCUUCGUAUAUAUCGCUUGAUCCGCAGGGGAGGAAUUUUUUCGGGAUGGGGAUGGGGGAUAUUCUGGGGGUUGUUGUUCAUCCCUCAGAAACGCUCCGCUCCCUCACGGAAUCGAGAAAGCUCCUCGCUGAGACGCAGCACAGGCUCGAGGUCGCCGAGUCGCAUUCUCAUUCUUGCCCUUGUUCUCCCCCGAACUUGCACUCGCAUGCGCACUCUUGUUCUUGUCACGGUUCGCCCUCGCCCUCGUACCCGUGCGCGCAUUCGCACGAACGGUCGCACUCUUACCCACCCACCCAUUCGCGCGCACCCACCCACUCGCACGCGCACGCGCGCGCCCCCGAACGCCCGUCCAGAAACCCCACCUCCGCCACAUUCUUCCCACGCAAACGCGAAACCCGCGCCCUCCAAAAAGUGCUCGACGGCGAGCCAGCGUGGACGGUCGUGUUUGGAGCUUCGGGGGUUGGGAAGACGUCGAUCAUCCGCGCGCUCCUCUCCAACCCCACCCCCAACUCAAACUCAAACUCCAACCAAAAUCAUAACCCCCAUCAAACCAAAUACCACACCCUGCACUUCGACCUCCGCAUCGCCGCCUUCUCCGAUCUGGGAAGUUUGUAUACGAGUCUGAGUGUGCAGAUGGAGAGGUUUUUUGAAGGGGUUGGGUGUGCUUGUGCUUGGGGUUGGGGUGGGUGUUGUGCUUGUGUUUCGGGUGCUGGUGCUGGUGGCGAGGGUGGGUGUUGCGAAGGGGACAAAGAGAGAGGCAAGGGGAGAGGGAGAGGGAAGGGCAAGGGCAAGGGCAAGGGGGGGUACGAGGUGUUCGAGAGCGAGGCGUGGGUGUUCAAGCAUGACAGGUUAAGCGUCGAGCGCCGGAUCCUCGAGCAUACCACCUCCACCACCUCCAACUCCACCAGCGCCAACAAUCACAGCGGCGCCAACGCCAACAAUGGUAACGGUAACGGUAACGGUAACCCGCACCUUAAAGCGGGCGUGACGACGAGCGACGUCGCGAGGCUUAUGGAGCUUUUCCGGAGCGCACUGGUGAGGUACUGGGCGUUCCAACCUGACUCCGACUUUGACACCGACUCCGACUCCGACUCCGACUCCGACUUCGACACCGACUUCGAUGACGAGGGCCAGGGCCAGGGCGGUAAAGCGCCGAAACAGGGACAGGGACGGGGUCGUAAUAAUAACAAUAACCACAGCCGCUCUGGUACUGGCACUGGCACUGCAAGCAACCCGCAUGCGAAUGCGAAUACGAACAGAAGACAAGCCUCAGCGUCAGCUUCGGGCGACUCGAACAGGACACAUGUCAACGUCAACGCCGAUAUGGAUCGGAACAGCGUGAAUUCCGGGAACGAAGAUAAUGAGAAGGGUAAGGCUAAGACGAAGACGAAAUCGAGGUGGGGAUUUAUGCAUUGGGGCGCUCGGAAGAGUUCCAAGAACGAUGGGUAUAGGGAUGGAAAUGUGAAUGAGAAGGGGAAGGGGAGGGAGAGGGAAAAGGUAAAUGAGAGGGGGAAAGAGGAGGGUAGAGGGAAGGCGAAUGCGAAGGAGGAGGGCAGGGGGAGAGGGAGAGGGAGGGCGAGGGGCAGGGGCAAGUUUGUUAAAAGGAUGCCGGUCAUCUUCUUUGACGAAGCGCAUAAACUCCCCGCGCUAAUCCAAUCCCCCGAAACACUGAAAUGCCUGCUCGACUCUAUGCUCGUGCUGACGAAGCAGGACCGGCUGUGCCACGUUAUCCACGCGACGAGCGACCCGUUUUAUCAGGCGUGGUUGAGGCAGUUUAAUGUGAUGCAGCAUUGUAAAAUCAUAACGAUAGGCGACUGCUCCAAAGCGGAAACGCGCCGGUUCUUCCACGAGCGCGUUAUCCCGCGUGUGCCGGAGCGCAUGCGCGCGGGCCUGGUGUUUGAGGUGUUGUUUGAUGCGUUUGGGGGAAAGUUGGCGCAUUGGGAUGAUUAUAUUACGGAUUAUGGUGUGUGUUCCCCUCCUUUUUUUGUUGCUAAUUGUUUUAAUUCGAAUGGGACGUUGGAUAUCAAACAGAGCUCACACUUCCUCCAAGCACACGCGCUCCUAAAUCUACACAUCAUCCACUCGUCACAGGCAUCCAGAUCAGGCGGUGGCCCGCCAACCGAAGCAGGCGACGCAUCCUCCAGCGCCGCGCGCGGCGCGGGCGGCGCUGCAUCGGUAGGAGCGAACGCCAGCACAAUCGACACGCUGCAUCCCGCGCUCGGCCCGGCGGGAUUCAAGAUCUACUCGCCGCUGACACACCACGGUAUGGGCGCAGGCGCGGCGUCGAUGAUGAACGGGCCCUUCUUUCUCGGUGGAGAUCUCGCUGCGUUCGGGGCUGGGUACGGGUUAUCGGCGUCUGCUUACCCGUUCGCGCUAGGCGGCGGGUUCGGUUUCGGUGGUGGUUAUGGUUAUGGCGGUGGACUUGGAGGUCUCGGAGGUCUGGGAGCGGGGGUAGGGAUAGGCGGGGGCGGGCUGGCACCCGAGUUCACGGCGAUGGAGCUGUUGAAAGUGAUGAGCCGCCUCGCGCGCGCGGACACGCAGUACCUGCCGUACUUCCAUCUAUGCAGGGAGCUCGGCGUGCGCGCGGUAGAUGGGAUGGUUAGAGCCCGCGUGUUGGAUUUGCGGUGGACGGAGACGGUCACGAGGGAGGGGACCGCUGCGACAGGCGCGGGGGUGGGCGCCGGUGUGGGUGUAGGGAUACACGCGGGUGUAGGUGUGGGCGUGGGCGUGGGUGUGGGAAUGACGCCUGCGCAGGCUGUUAGAGAUAGCGCGCUGGGCUCACAGCAUACAGCAGGUGGCCGAGCUGUCGCCGGAAGCUCCAGCGGGACACCAGUCCCACUCGACCUUCUCGGCCCGCCGCCCCCGAUCGACGAUAUCGAGCCCGCCGAGCAUGGCGAGGAGCACGCGGGCGUAGGCGUAGGCGUGGACGUGGAAGAGGACGCCGUGCAGGGUGAGGACCAUGGCGAACAGGUGGAAGAAGAUGAAGAGGAGGAGGAGGAGGAGGAGGAGGAUAUGAUGCAGCACGAUGUGUUUGAAGAGGUGAUGGAGGUCGUCGGCCCCAAACUGUUGCCUUUGACCCCGAUCAUGCGCUAUGCGAUGCGCGACGUUGUGAGGGAGUAUGAGGACGACCAGUCCGUGUCCGAGUACGCCUCGCUUUCCGAUGGGGAUUUUGAGGAGUAUUGA